Molecule: messenger RNA, 333 nt
Organism: Colletotrichum tamarilloi
Lineage: Eukaryota; Fungi; Ascomycota; Sordariomycetes; Glomerellales; Glomerellaceae
Exons: 1
Coding region: 1-333 (110 amino acids)
Source: RefSeq, a predicted model, not a curated record
AUGCCAAGAUCACCGUUUCCCAUUAAGUCGUCACCAAUGUCUGAACUAUGCCGCUUAUGCUUUUGCGACGGUAGCUUAUCUCAGGAUUUCUUUGCUAUCGGUGCUCGCAAGUCGGGACUUCGGCACCAUAAUCGGAAGAGUCGUGGGAGUGCGGCACAUAAGUUGAAAGAGCUGCACCAUCCAUACGCUCUGUGCAAUGCUGGGGCUGAUCCUUCGGGGCAAGACAGCUCCAUUCCCGGGUUGCGGGAACCAAGUUGGUUGGAACCCUGUCGCUCGUUCGAUGCAAUUUGUGGAGGUUGCAGCCAACAGGAACAAGAGGAACAAGACCUUUAG